Molecule: messenger RNA, 1473 nt
Organism: Copidosoma floridanum
Lineage: Eukaryota; Metazoa; Arthropoda; Insecta; Hymenoptera; Encyrtidae
Product: heparanase
Cellular component (GO): extracellular matrix; membrane
Molecular function (GO): hydrolase activity, acting on glycosyl bonds
Source: RefSeq, a predicted model, not a curated record
UCUUCCAUCGUCAUUUUCAAUGUGUGUGUCAUCAUUUUUAUCAAGUCGGUAACGCUAAUAGAUCGAAUGCAGGACGUGCACAUUGUUAAACUUGAAAAAAGGCAAGAUUUGUUAAGUACUGUAUCGAAAAAAUUUCUUUCGUUUGGCUUGGACUCAUCUUUGUUAAGAAAUAUGAAGGAAUUACCUAUUGGUGAUCAGAGAUUCAUCAAUCUCGCUCACCAUCUAAGUCCAGCUUACGUUAGGAUUGGUGGAACUGCUGCAGAUUGUCUAUAUUUUAAUGAGACUGAUGCCAAGAAAAACAUCUCAGAAGUUGAAAUAAACAGUGAAGACAUUAGAAACUUCACCAUAACGAGUAACGACUUUGCUUCUCUGUAUGACUUCACUCAAAAAGUAAAUUUAAGUAUGAUGUUUGAUUUGAAUGUUUUAUUAAGAAAUACCGAUGGUUCGUGGAACAGCGACAACGCGCGAGAAAUCAUUCGUUUUGCCAAGAGACGUGGAAUGGAACUCGAUUGGCAAAUGGGAAAUGAGCCCAACUCGUUUUUACACGUAUUCAACGUAACUGUACCACCAGAGCAACUGGCUAGAGAUUACACGGAAUUGCGCUCCAUACUUCGUAAAUUAGGCUUUGAAAACAGCAUAGUUGUCGGCCCAGAGGCAAAUCACAUUGGCGACGAAAAUCAAAGGGGCGUGAAAUAUGUAGAGACAUUUUUGGAAAAUAUUAACGACAGCAUUGAUUACGUUUCGUGGCACCAAUAUUACUUAAAUGGCCAUGUAGCUCGUGCUGAAGAUUUCAUAGACUCAAAAGUUUUCAACAAGUUGCCAGCAGAAAUUGAUGUAAUGACCCAGUCGUUAAACACGGGUAUACCCAUGUGGCUCUCUGAAACAGGUUCUGCUUAUGGUAGUGGAGCGCCAGAUUUAUCAGACAAAUACGUGGCGGGAUUUUUAUGGCUUGACAAGCUUGGCGUUUCUGCCAAAGCAGGCAUAAAUGUUGUGGUUCGGCAAUCUUUCUUUGGUGGUCAUUAUGCAAUGGUUGGACCCGAUUUAAGUCCCAAUCCUGAUUGGUGGAUCGCCGUACUGUUCAAGCGAUUUGUUUCUGAAAAAGUUUUGAAUUUGGAGGGACCGAGUAAUUUUGGAAACUUACGCUUUUAUGCUCAUUGUGCUGUGAAACAGUUGUACGUCAAUGAUGUGCCGACUAUUGCUGUUUAUGGAAUGAAUCUAAACGAGCAGAAAAGUAGUAUUUAUUUUCAAGAUUUACCAGAAAAAUCUACGAUUCAUGCGUACAUUCUAACUUCUGACGCCUUGCAAUCCAGAAAUAUUUUCUUGAACGAGAAACUUUUGGAGUUGAGAAGCGAUGGGAGUUUACCACUCUUGACACCAAAAAUCGUGGAUAAAAAUCAAGCCAUAAUAUUACCUCCCUAUUCCAUGAUUUUUUUGUUGAUACAAAAUUUCCAAGUUCCAGCGUGUUUGGAAUAA